Amborella trichopoda is the source of this 1011-nucleotide messenger RNA. RefSeq names its product ethylene-responsive transcription factor ESR1. The record is from RefSeq and is a predicted model, not a curated record. Gene Ontology annotation, molecular function: DNA binding; DNA-binding transcription factor activity. NCBI's taxonomy places the organism in Eukaryota, Viridiplantae, Streptophyta, Magnoliopsida, Amborellales, Amborellaceae. Gene Ontology annotation, biological process: regulation of DNA-templated transcription.
AUGGACGAGUGCAAAAGCCACCACCACGACUCCACCUCCCCUUGCUGCCUCAAGGGCAAGAAACCCGCGGCCAAGGACCCGUCCACUGCAGCACGCUACCGCGGGGUCCGUCGCCGUCCCUGGGGCAGGUAUGCGGCCGAGAUUCGUGACCCCCAGUCCAAGGAGCGGCGAUGGCUCGGAACCUUCGACACAGCGGAGGAGGCCGCCUGCGCCUAUGACUAUGCUGCUCGUGCCAUGCGUGGCGUCAAGGCCCGCACCAACUUCAAUUACCCCAACACUCCUGACUUCCCAUUCCACUUUCAGUCCUUCCCCUCUAAAGCCCCACCUCCUCCUCUCCCUCUCCCUCUCCCUCUCCCUCCUCGUCGCUAUGACUGGCUUGCUUCGAGCUCCAGUAAUGGAGGAAACAGGUUAUCGACUUCGAUCGAGAAAAAUCAGAUCGAUAUGAUGCUUCUCCAGGGGUUUGUUUCGGGCUAUAAUGUGGCACCCAAAACCGAAGCCGGAAAUUUGUUUUCUGGAGAUUUUUCCUCGUGUCUUCCACAACCCAUUUCGAGGCCUGAAUCUCUGAAUUUGCCCUUCCUGGAGGAACCAGUUUGCGAAGCAAAGGUGGAGGAAGCUAGAAAACUGCCAGAAUUUGAUGACUUUUCCGUAGAGUCUCCAGAUUCUGGCCUGUUGCAAGAGGUGAUUCAUCAGUUCUUCCCGAAGAAAUCACCGGAUGAAAAAUUUGGGCGGAAUCUCAGCAAUAUCGAGGAUGCAGCGGGUUUUCGGGGUAGUGACGUAGAGGAAGAGGUGAUCAAGGGAUUAGAGAGUGAUCAUUUGAGCAUGUAUUUAGAUUUGCAGAGGCAAUUACAGGAGGGUGGCAUGGAUAAGAAUGUUGUUGGUUGUGAUGGUGGGUUUUGUUCUCAGGCGAUGGGAGUUGGGGGUUAUCCAGCAGUGACAGAGGGGAUGAUGGAGGAAUUGAUAAGGUGCCCUGCAUUGCUAGAUUUGUUUGCUUCAAAGUUGCAGAAUCUUUGA